GGUUGCGUCUUGAAGCCAACAAUGAGCCUCAACAAUUGUCUGCCUUCUGCUACUGUUGAGUCCCUUCUCGACAGAGGCCUACCUGAGAAAAACAUGCGCGAGGAGAGGGGCCAAUCAGCACCUGAUCAAAUUCAGGUACAGGAUCAAGAAGAGGGAAUGUACGGCAAGAUGAACAAAGCCGAUUUGGGGUACAUCGACGACGCUCCUAUUUUGUUGUCAGCUCCAAGGUCAAAGGUCAAGGUUACGCUCAAGGACAACGAGAAGAUUGUGGAGCACGCCACCGUCUGUGUGGCUGAUCGCAAUUCGCCUGCGGCGGGAGUGCUCAAGUGCAGAGGUGGAAUGUGGACGAAAAUGGAUGUCCCUGAAACCCCUCGGAAUGUCGGAAGAGCUUUGAUUCUUAGGCGGUUCAAACGAGUUGGAAUAGCGCAACUUCUACUGAUGCGAACAGAAUCUCAAGGACUGCAGGUCCUAAUCCGGGUUCCUGGCUGAAAGAAGGCAGAUACUGGGUCACUUACGUAGCGCAGAAUUCGGAUGGCUUGACAAGCAGCUGUUCCGCUACCUUCGAAGUUAUUGACGUGGAGGCCCCGACGUUCACAUGCCCAGGGAAUCUCAACGUUUCCUCGGAGCCCAAACGAUCGCCAAAAGCAGUUUCCUGGUUAAUGCCGGCAGCCACAGACAAUUCUGGGGAGAACAUCGUCGUCACAAGUGACCCUCUAUCUGGUGACCUAUUUCCAGUUGGGGUCUCUGAGGUGACUUUUGAAGGAUCAGACAGCAGCGGGAACUCGUACAGCUGCAAAAUGUUCGUCGAAGUCAAAGGAGGCAGCUGUGGACCGACCUCCGCUGUUUCCCACGGCAGUUUCAAUUGUAGUGGGCACGAUUUCGAGGAUGUGUGCUUCCUGAAAUGCGACUCAGGCUACAAAGCAACCGGCCCACUCACAUCAACGUGUGAGGCGUCCCUUCAGUGGUCAUUACCAGGGAGCUGUACAGACGUAGAGCCGCCUGUCUUCCUGUCUGGCUGCUCCAGCAUUGUGGAGUACGCGGCGAGCCUGGGCCUAGACACCCAGGUACUGUACGACCUGCCCCAAGUGGCAGACAACUCGGGGGAUCCUGUCUCCGUCUCAAGCAGUCGUCCAUCAGGCUCCACGUUUGACAUCGGAUUCACCAAUGUGACAGUGGAGGCCAUAGACACUUCUGGAAACAGUGCAAGCUGCAUGUUCACCAUCAACGUUUUCCAGAUUCAGUGUCCUGCCCCCGAAAACACAGACUUGGACGACUCUGCUGACCGACGCAUGCAGUUUUCUUGUCCGGAUGGUCACGUGUAUGGCGCGAAAUGUGACGUCAGCUGCUCCGACGGUAAUCCAGUCCAGGGAGUGGACGAGAUCACGUGUGAGCAACAAAACAGGACGGACGUUGGUUACUGGUGGUACGGCAACAUCAAGCCAUACUGUGACGAUUCAGCAUGUCCCGCAAUAGAUCCCCCGCAAUAUGGAGCUCUCGUGUGUGACGUCAUCGCCAACAAAGAAGUGUGCACUCUGCAAUGUCGCGAGGGCUACGCUUAUCCUGUAUACAGUGGUCAGGACGGCUUCUUUAUCUGUCUGAAAAGUGAAUGGCAGCCCGUGAGCAAAAUUAAUACUGAUGUCUGCAUAGCGGGUCGUGUUCCAACAUCGGUUCAACUUCAGCCCGAUAUUUGGUACUAUUCGGGAGCCUGCUCUCAAAACAACACGUCAAUCAAAGAGAACUUUAUUUCUAUCAUCAACGACACGUCCAUUCUAGACGAUUACUGCACAUCUCAGAACAUCACCUGUGUCCUCGACAAUGUGUCGAUCACAUGUGGGCCAAACAGCGGGAAAAGGGAAGCUGAUGAGAGGCAUGCACUGACUAUUGACCACGUUAGUAGAACCAAGAGGUCAUCCGGUACAUCAUUUUCAGAAGAGGAGGAGCACCGUGAGAAGCGUUCUACGACUCACAUAACGAAGGCUGCCUUCACCAUCAAGUUAACCAGCGCAGACCCGGAUGGAAAGUUAACAAGGUCGGCUGUAGAGGACCUGACUGCUGAAAUCAACAACCGGUACGGCGCUGGCACAGCGGCUGGGAAAUACGACAUGCCAAACGUUGGCACAACGGAUAACUUCUCUUAUGGCUGGGCAACUGCCACAUUCUCGUGCCCCGCCCCAACGAACUUUCAACCGAGAUCGGACUACUUGAUUUGUGACUUUGAACUACCCCUGGCUUCAACCACAGAAGGACCGUCCUUGCCAGAUAUGUCCACCUCGCUCACAGAUAUGACUGUUGUGACGUUUGUGAAAGUUCCGUCUGACCUAUCGGACACUGUCACGACUUUUUCCUUAAGUCAACCAUCUUCAUCCUCUACACCAUUGGUUGCAACAGCAGCGUCCAUAUCUUCUUUUGGGUGCGAAGCUGUCACUGUCUAUAUGGAAACGGAGCAACAGCAGGAUUUGAGAAGCAAGAGGCAAUGGCACCACGUUGCGCUUGUGCACCAAGCGGGAACAUUCUCUUUGUUCGUCAACGGGAAUCUCACAGAACACCUGUCACCCGCAGCUUCCAAUCUGACUUGCAGCCAAUUAGCUUUUUCAUCAUCUGGAAAUGACAGUGACAUUGUCAUUAGUGAGCUCCAAGCUGUCGGCAGAGUGCUCACUGUCGGAGAGAUCCAAACUCUGUCUUCCUCGUGUGGACAAACUCUUGAGAACAACAUACUUGUUCACAACAACGUCCUGCCUCUUAUGGCCACGCCCAGUACAUGCGACGCUGUGGAUGAAUGUGCAUCCUACCCCUGCGGUGACAACGGGGUGUGUGUUGACCUAAGCGGAGGUUUUCGAUGUAUUUGUGAGGAUCCGUGGUUCGGGGAUCAGUGCCAGACAGCACCAUCGUUCUGUGACGACCACAAAUGUGCUAACGGCGCCGUUUGCCAAAGUCUGGUGGAGACGCAGAACUACACUUGUGUUUGUGCGGCUGGCUACAGAGGAGCUCUGUGUACAGAAGAAAUAGUGGACGGCGCCUGGGGCGAGUGGGCAGCCUGGAGCCUGUGCGGCGCGGCGUGUGGCGGGAGUGACCGAUCACGUGACCGUCGCUGUGACAAGCCCCCGCCUGGACCCUACGGCCAGCUGUGCAGCGGGCCGGAACAGGAAGUGGAGAGUUGCAACGACUUCCCUUGCCCCGUUGACGGUGGCGUCAGCACUUGGGGCUCCUGGUACUGCCAUGUCACUUGCGGUAACGGUACAGCCGUUCGGCACAGGACAUGUGACGACCCCAGCCCUGAACACGGCGGGAGACACUGCUCUGACCAUCUGGUUGAGUUCAAGGAGUGCGACGGCCUCUCACCCUGUCCAGUGAACGGCGGGGUGAGUGGCUGGGGUGUGUGGUCCCACUGUACCGCAGAUUGUGGGACGGGCUCCAGGUCACGUAGCCGCUCUUGUAACAACCCGGCACCACAGCACGGGGGACAGCCGUGUGACCCCGAUGACCUCUCUGAGGAAGAGCCGUGCAACACUGACCCCUGUCCAACCUGCCCCAGGUUAGCGCGUCGUGUGUCUCAUCAAAGUGUGACGUGCGAAACAAACAGUACGACAAACAUGCAGGUCUGCACGGUGGUCUGCCCUCAAGGCUACAUGAUCAGGGAUCGAAACUUCACCUGUGGUCCCCUCACGGGCUACGAGUGGUCCCACAAGACGCCAGGAAAUCCAAACGCCCUUCUUCCAGACUGCACAGUUGCUCAAGUGACGACCACUAAGACAACGACAGUGUCCGGGAAAAUGGACGAUGUAGUAGACCCUACUGCAGUCAGGAACGGCAUCCAGGCCAACGUGGACACCACUCUGAACUGUACAGGGAUCUGUAGCGCGGACGUGGCCUAUAGCACCAGCACUACAAGCGGCAUCGGGAAGCGCUCUACAGGACAGACAUUGUUCACGAUUGAAGUGACCGUCCAGUCGCCAGACCCAAGCCUGAACAUAGCGACUGCUUCGACGGCCCAGCUCCAGAGCGAAAUGGCCGCCAUUAUCCUGUACGAGGACACAUUUCAAACCUUGAUCAACACUACCGUGGGGAUUUUCAAUGUCACGGUGAACGGACAGCAGUACAGGGUCGAUGUGGAUACCUUGACGGCUGGGGUGGAUCUCUCCUGUCCAGAUGGAACAGAAUUGCUAAAUCACUUUUGCGUUGACUGCGACAGUGGCACGUAUUCUGUGAACAACUCCUGCGAGGUGUGUGAUAUAGGACAGUACCAGGAGCUCACUCGUCAGUCAGAAUGUCUGGCAUGCCCUUCGGGCACCACAACCCUGUGGUAUGGGUCCAAAUCCUCUACAGACUGCACCGGAAGUCAAGGGAGUUCUCCAUCCCCGGCAAAAUCAGACGACCAACCCAUCUGGAUCUGGGCAUUGAUUGGUGUCACAGCAUUGGUCGCUCUCCUUGUCACCUUGACGCUGUUCUUAUGCGUUGUAAAGAA
This is a messenger RNA of Aplysia californica (California sea hare), 4462 nucleotides long. RefSeq names its product sushi, von Willebrand factor type A, EGF and pentraxin domain-containing protein 1. The record is from RefSeq and is a predicted model, not a curated record. Lineage: Eukaryota; Metazoa; Mollusca; Gastropoda; Aplysiida; Aplysiidae. Gene Ontology annotation, molecular function: calcium ion binding.